AUGAAUUUCUAUACUCUUGAAUUUGAAGAAUAAGUUGGAUAAGGUAUUUAAUGAUUUAAAGACUAGAUUUAAGAGAAUAAGAAUAAAUAUAAGUUAGUGAAGAGUAAAUGUGCGAAUAUGAUCAAAGUUCUAAACAAGAAAUUAAUUAGGAUAUUACUUUUGAUGGAUACUUGCAAGAAGAACCUGUUCUAAUAUUUAAUAUCAUUGAGGAAUCACCAAAAAAGAAGAAUAAAUCCAUCUUUAAAAAAUCCAAAAAAAUAAGAAAAUCUGAAGCAGAAACAGAUUUUAAGUGUUAAAAAAAAUCUAAAACUUUAGUAUCAGGUAAAGAUGCGGCUAAACUUCAACAAUGUAAAGUGUUAAAGACCAUCAUUUCCUAAAUGGAGUCUAUAUUAAAAUAAACUAGAACAUACCUUCUUAAUUAGUAUUAAAAAUAAAAAUGA
Messenger RNA from Paramecium octaurelia, 440 nucleotides. Lineage: Eukaryota; Ciliophora; Oligohymenophorea; Peniculida; Parameciidae. The record is from the annotation of a GenBank genome assembly.